This is a messenger RNA of Corylus avellana, 1047 nucleotides long. The record is from RefSeq and is a predicted model, not a curated record. NCBI's taxonomy places the organism in Eukaryota, Viridiplantae, Streptophyta, Magnoliopsida, Fagales, Betulaceae.
AUGGUUACAUUAUACUACUUCAAGAGAAAGUUCUUGUCCAAUAAAAUUAUUUAUUUUUGGGAAAAGGAAAGUCAAACCCAUAAGAGUGUCGAGGCCUUUCUGAGGAACAAUGGAUCUCUUCCCAUUAAAAGAUACAGUUACUCUGAUAUCAAGAAAAUGGCCAACUUCUUUAGAGAUAAAUUAGGCGAAGGGGGCUUUGGUGGUGUUUACAAGGGGAAGUUACAAGAUGGUUGUCUUGUGGCUGUGAAGCUUUUGAAAGAAUCAAGAAGUAAUGGAGAUGAAUUCAUUAAUGAGGUUGCAAGCAUUAGUAGGACCUCUCAUGUCAACAUAGUCACUCUUAUCGGCUUUUGCUUUGAGGGUUCUAAAAAAGCUCUCAUCUAUGAGUUUAUGCCUAACGGAUCUCUCGAGAAGUUUAUAUACAAAGAAAAUCGCUCCAAGGCUGAUUGUCACUUAGAAUGGGAGACUAUAUAUAAGAUUGCACUUGGCAUUGCUCAUGGACUAGAGUACUUACAUAGAGGUUGCAAUACAAGAAUCUUGCAUUUCGACAUAAAACCUUAUAACAUUCUUUUGGAUGAGAACUUUUGUCCAAAAAUUUCUGAUUUUGGCCUUGCAAAAAUAUGCCCUAAAGAAGUGAGUAUCAUAUCCAUGUUGGAUGCAAGAGGAACUAUAGGAUAUGUAGCUCUAGAACUAACUUGUAGAAAUAUUGGAAAGGUCUCUCACAAGUCAGAUGUUUAUAGCUAUGGAAUGAUGGUUUCAGAAAUGGUUAGAGGAAGAAAGAAUAUUGAUACCGAGGUUGAUCGUACUAGUGAAUUAUUUUUUCCACAUUGGAUUUACAAGCGUCUUGAAUUAGACGAAGAACUAGGAUUACAUGGCCUUAUGAAUGAAGAGCAUCAUGAAAGUGCAAGGAAGAUGAUAAUAGUGAGUUUGUGGUGCAUACAAAUUGAUCCCUCAAACCGACCACCGAUGAAUAGAGUUCUGGAUAUGUUGAAAGGAAGCCUCGAUUCCUUACAAAUCCCACCCAAACCUUUCGUGUCUUCCCCAACAUGA